Molecule: messenger RNA, 1012 nt
Organism: Antrostomus carolinensis (chuck-will's-widow)
Lineage: Eukaryota; Metazoa; Chordata; Aves; Caprimulgiformes; Caprimulgidae
Product: E3 ubiquitin-protein ligase TRIM36-like
Exons: 7
Biological process (GO): spindle organization; acrosome reaction
Cellular component (GO): acrosomal vesicle
Molecular function (GO): protein binding; zinc ion binding; ubiquitin-protein transferase activity
Source: RefSeq, a predicted model, not a curated record
AUGGUGACUGAGGAUGAGGAAAAAGCCAGUAAGUUUUACCAUCUGGCUUCUUUACUGGCAAAAUAGGGGUGUUAUACUCUGAGGAGCAUUCAACCAAUUUUGUUGUGUCCGGAACAUGAAAUGGAGAGGGUAAACAUGUACUGUGAACUCUGCAGAAGGCCUGUUUGUCAUCUUUGUAAACUGGGUGGAUGUCAUGCAAACCACAGAGUAACAACCAUGACUACUGCCUACAAAACCCUUAAGGAGAAACUUUCAAAAGAUAUUGAGUACCUCAUCAGUAAGGAGAGCAAGGUGAAAGUUCACAUCACACAGCUGGAUCUGCUGCUGAAAGAAACAGAGCGCAACAGUGAAAGAGCUAAAGAAGAAGCAUCUCACAGUUUUGAGAAAUUAUUUCAAAUCCUGGAAGAGAAGAAAUCUUCAGCUCUUAGGGCAAUUGAAACUUCUAAGAAUUUAAGACUGGAAAAAUUGCAAGCACAAGCAGAAGAAUAUCAAGGGCUUCUGGAAAAUAAUGGCCUUGUAGGAUAUGCUCAAGAGGUGCUUAAGGAAACUGAUCCGUCUUGUUUUGUUCAAACAGCAAAACAACUUCAUGUCAGAAUCCAAAAAGCUACUGAAUCUCUGAAGAGCUUCAAGCCAGCAGCUGAAACUACCUUUGAAGACUUUGUGCUGGACGUAGCCAAGCAAGAAGAGGUCCUUGGUGACUUGUACUUCCAUGCUAAUGGUCUAGAAGUACCAGAAAUCAGUGAAGAGCAGAGCAGAAUGUACAACAGAGCUCUGAUCAGUUGGGAAUGCCCUGGGAAGACAGAUUCAGCUGAUAUCUAUGUUCUUCAGUAUCAUAAGCUCAAUAAAGAAGAGGAGAGUGUGACGUGGCAGGAUGUCAAAGUUUGCAGCAAGAGCAAAGUAAUAUCUGAUCUUGAUGAUGACAGCAGCUAUGCCUUUAGAGUUCGAGGAUAUAAAGGGUCCAUCUGUAGUCCUUGGAGCCAAGAAGUUACUUUGCGUACACCUCCAGCUCCAG